AUGAUAAAUAAUGGAAAGAUAUCAAGAAAAAAGUUUCCACUAUAUAAUAUCAGAAAACUUUUCUUAGGAAGGAAACUUUUUAUGAAUAAGUUCAAAAGAUCUUUUUGUAUUCAAGAAGGUGAAUUAAUAAUAAAAACAAAAACAAAAAUAAAAAUAAAAAACAACAAAAGUGAUAUUAAAAAAAUGAAAUAUAAAUUAACAAAAUUAUGUGGUCGUAAAAAAUAUAAUGAAAAAGUUAAGAAAAUUACAUUAUGUAGUAAAAGGAAAACAAUAAAACAUAAAAAAAAAAAUACUAUACUAAUUAACAAAGGAUUACAAAAUGAUAAAAUUAUUAACACUGAAAUGAGUAAUAAUAAUAAUAGUAAUAAUAAUCAUGAUUAUAAUAAAAAUGAAAAAGAAAAAUGUAAAUAUAGCAUUUGUAACAAGAAGAAUACUAAUGAUAAGGAAUCCAAUACAAAUCAUAUUAUUUUAAAUAAUAAGAACAACGCUAUUGAGGAUGUAUCUAAAAUUAACAACAUAUGUAAUGAAAUAUUCAGAAUACAAUAUACAACAGAUGCGUUAGAUAAAAAGAACACAGAAAAUUAUAGUUCUGUAGUUGAAAAUAAUAUAUUAGAAAAUCCAAGUAAUCAAGAAUAUAAAAACCAAGUAACAUAUAUUAAAAGUUAUAAAAACAAAAAAGAAUUAAUGCCAUAUGUUGUUAAUAAAGAAUUUGGGAUAUUCUUUGCUUCGAGGUUUAUUGACAUAAAAUAUGCUAUUGAUAAUUGUAAUGCUUCUUUUCAAAAUAUUUUUACGAAUUUAUUUAACGAAUAUAUGUUUUUAAAAAAAUAUAUGAACCGUAAUUAUUACGCAUAUCAUAAAUUGAAAUUCUUUUUUAGUUGCAUACAUUUUAUUAAAAAGUUAAGAUAUCUUCUGUCUAUAUUUUAUGAUGUGAUAUAUAAGAAGGAUGAGCAUUUAAUGCUAGAUUUAUAUAGAGAAAUAAAAAACAGCGUAAGAUUGCUAUAUUAUGUGGGGAGAAUGUUAUCAAAUUAUUUUACCUGUAUAGCUUAUGCAAAAAUGAUAUAUAUUAUUAUUCUUUGUAUAGCAAGGGUUCAUACUAUAUUAAAUUGUAUUCUUAUGUCAGAACCUUUUAAAAGUGUCAUACCAAAAAUGUUGAGUACAUUGUAUCAGCUAAAAACAUAA
Messenger RNA from Plasmodium adleri (nom. inval.), 1179 nucleotides. RefSeq names its product conserved Plasmodium protein, unknown function. Lineage: Eukaryota; Apicomplexa; Aconoidasida; Haemosporida; Plasmodiidae. The transcript has a single exon. The coding region runs from base 1 to 1179 and encodes 392 amino acids. The record is from RefSeq and is a predicted model, not a curated record.